Penicillium brasilianum is the source of this 651-nucleotide messenger RNA. NCBI's taxonomy places the organism in Eukaryota, Fungi, Ascomycota, Eurotiomycetes, Eurotiales, Aspergillaceae. The record is from the annotation of a GenBank genome assembly.
AUGGACCCAUUGGAAGCCCUUCACGCAUUCUAUCUGAUCACCACCAUCAACUCCAAACGCCGCACCGCGUUAAGGGAAAGCAAGCCUUUCGAUACUCAGUGCACUAUCCGCCACAAACCCUGCACAAAGAAUUUCCCGGCAUGUGGACCAAGUGGCGUGGGCAAUUUGGCCGAUAUCCCAUACGACCCACAACAGAUUGAUACGAAUAUUGCGGCAUUUCAUUUUGGAUCAUUUGCAUCCCAGAGACGGCGUCUAGCCUUUACCAUGGAACAGUCGACUCAUACCUUUGCAACAGAGCAACAGAUUAGACAUUUUACCCACACUUCCACAAAGGAAGGUGUUUAUUCUGCCCCACAGCCUAUGGACCUCACCGAAGUUGCGCACUUGAUCUUCGCCAUUGUCAAUGACCCUCAUUCUGAAUUUCUCAAUGAUUGUCUCAUUUAUGAGCCAAUCGACAUGCUCUCCAACCCUGGCUCCCGAGAUAUUGGCAUCACCCAGGCUAUCUCCAUUGGAGAUACGGUGGCAGGCCUAUUCGAAGACGCAAGAGAGCAGCUUGAGAAGCAGAAUGCACAGACUAAAAGGUUUGUGGAAGGCGAAGUGGGUCCACCUAUUUAUGGAGAAGAGGAUGAAUCCGGCAACAAGGUGAGAUGA